This is a messenger RNA of Dromaius novaehollandiae (emu), 2585 nucleotides long. It is a transcript of the gene TCHP, whose product is annotated as trichoplein keratin filament binding. Gene Ontology annotation, cellular component: keratin filament. Gene Ontology annotation, biological process: apoptotic process. NCBI's taxonomy places the organism in Eukaryota, Metazoa, Chordata, Aves, Casuariiformes, Dromaiidae. The coding region runs from base 31 to 1548 and encodes 505 amino acids. The record is from RefSeq and is a predicted model, not a curated record. The transcript is spliced from 12 exons.
GGCGCCCGUAGCCGCCCCGGAAGCGUUGCCAUGGCGGCGCGGCCGUUGGUGGUGGCGCGCGGCCCCGCCAUGGCGCUGGCGCCGCCGGGCCGGGCCCUGGAGUGGCGGCGGGCGCGGCAGCGCGAGCUGGCGGCGCGGAGCCGCCUGCAGUGGGAGCGGGCCAGCCGCUACUUCGCCCGCGCCGGGCUGUGCAGCGCCAAGCAGGCCCAGUGGAGCUCGCCGCGCGCCCUCCCGCUGAGCGCGGCGGCGGCGCGGCGGGAGGCGGCGGAGGCUGCGGCGCAGCUGGAGCAGCGGCGGGCGCGGCUGCGGCGGCUGCUGGCCGAGGAGCGGGAGGCGCUGGCGGCCGAGCUGCGGGAGCUGCGGCGCGGCCGGGGCCGGGCGCCGGGGCCCGCCGGCAUGCGGCAGCGCAGCGAGGAGCUGCGGGCGGCCCGGGAGCAGCGGCGGCGGCAGGUAGCUGAGGAGCUGCUGUACGAGCACUGGAGGAGGAACAAUGCUGAGCUCCGGGAGAUUGAGUCAGAGCUGCACAAGAAGCACGUGAUAGACGCUUGGGGCGAUCAGCUAAUGCAGAAGAAGCAGCAAGAAGCAACUGAACAAGAAGAGAAAAAACGAUAUGAAAAUGAAUAUGAAAUUGCGCGGAGGGAAGCACUGGAAAGAAUGAGACAAGAGGAAGAAAAGCGUCGGCUGGAAGAGAAGAAGCAAGCAGAGGCAUUACUUCAACAAAUAGAAGAACUGAAAUUACAGGAGACGGAGGCAACAAAACUGAAAAAAGAACAAGAGAAUUUAAUAAAGCAGAAGUGGGAGCUGGAGAACUUAGAAGAAGAAAGGAAACAAAUGGAAGAGCACCGGAAGAAGACAGAGCUUGGUCGCUUUUUGAGGCAUCAGUGUAAUGCUCAAUUAAAGAGACGUGCCCAGCAGAUACAAGAGGAGCUGGAGACAGACAGGCAAAUUUUAUUAGCCCUCCUGGAGAAAGAAGAUGAGGAUCAGCGCCUCCAAUCUGCAAGACGAGAACGGGCUAUUGCAGAUGCUGCCUGGAUGAAACGUGUCAUCGAGGAACAACUCCAGUUAGAAAAGGAGAGAGAAGCAGAGCUACAGACUAUUUUUAGAGAAGAAGCUAAAAAAGUAUGGGAAAAGAGGGAAGAAGAAUGGGAAAGAGAAAAGAAGGCCAGAGAUCGUCUGAUGAGUGAGGUCCUUGCAGGCAGACAGCGGCAGAUCCAAGAAAAGAUGGAGUUAAACAGAAGGGCCCAAGAAGAGUCUGUAAAGUAUCGAGAGCAACUGAUUAAAGAGCUUGAGGAGGCCAAAGAACUGACUAGGCGAGAGAGAGAGCAAGAAGAGGAAUUAAAGUCAGCUCGCAAACAGGAGUUGGAAGCUCAGCUGACAGAACGCCACUUACAAGAACAAGAAGAGCAGCAGCGCCAGAGAGAGGAAGAAGAAGAAGAGAGAUUAAUAAAGCAGCACUGUGAGGAGUUAGUGCAGCAAGAGGCCAAGCGCAUGGCUGAGCAAGGAUAUCGCAACAGGCUCUACAGUCAUCCAAAAGCAGCAUGGACCUGAAGAUUCCUCUCCUUUAUACUUCAGGAAUGAGCAAUGAAUGAAUCUGCAUACUACAAAAAGAAAAUUCUGAGGAAUCAAGAAACUCCUUAUAUAAUGAUGGUUUUGGAAUCACCCACAAUGACUCUAAGACUACAUGGAGUAGAAAUAAGAUAUCUGAAAUUAUUUAGCUGUGGCCUAGCUGAACAGCAGAUCACAGUUCUGCUGGCUCCAGUGAACUGAGAGGUGUGAGCAUGCAUUUAGGACUCCACCCUGAACUGCUUCAGUUACUUUCUGUUCAGGAGUUGUGAUGUUUUAUUUUAGUACAUGCUACAGUGAAUCAAAACAUUCAACAGGAAGAACAGCAAAGGAAAUAAAACUUGCAGUUGGUUGUAAAAAUAUGAAAGAAUGCCCACCUGCUGCAGAGCAGUGACUCUAAGCCACUAUGGGUUGCGUGUUGUAUUUAAAGUCAAACUCCUACCUCUGAAAAGCAGUAUGUACCCUAGAAGCCCAGCUAUUGCUUCAUAACAUAUAUUGCAAAUCAGUGAGAUAGAUAAUGCAUGCUGUAGCGCUACUUCUUAAUAUGUCAGUUCAGUUCCACUUCAGAAUGUGUUGAGGACUUCAGUAAAGGAUUUUUUUCUUGUUUUUACAAAUAAUGAGUAAUUGCAAGCUGAACAACUGUUAGUUUCCUUAUAUAAGCAAACUGCUGCAGCCACAGGAGCGUGCGAGUCUUAGCGAUAAUGCACUUCACUCCUUGAUGUCAUUGUGGGCAAUGGCAGCUUAAGCUCAGGCCAAGCACUUCCCUGGUAAAGCAGACUCAAAUCUGUGCAAGUCACGUUGCCAUAGGAGUGUUAGACGUUCGUGCUAUUUUAGCACUGUAGCCUUUACUCAACUAAUGGAACUUUUUCAGUAUCUUUUCUUCACAAAACAAGCAGUCAAAUAACCCAGAAUAAUUUUACACGACGAAAUGAUUUUAGCAUUUUAUAGUAAUACAGUAAACAAAAGAUUGUCAGAAGGUACAGCCAGAAUGACACUGAUAAAUACAAGUUUGUGAAAAGGCA